UUUUCAUUUUGAAUCGAUCGGAAAAAAAAAAAAUCCACCGUGGAAUCCUAGGCCCUUUCUCUUCGUUUCUCUUCCCAUCGCUUGUUGAAAACUCAAUCGAGGGAGAUUGCAGCAGUGGGAGGGCGAUUGCAGUGGCGAGAGGGCAACAUCUCUCUUCUUUUUCCUCUCCUCCGUUCGGCCAGCCUAGACUCCUCUAUAUUGACAGUUAGUAAUUUGGAAACUGUACAUGGAGGCCAAAUUCUUCCGCUUUCUUAAGAUUGUGGGUGUGGGUUUCAAAGCAAGGGCUGAAGCGGAGGGUCGCCUUCUGUACCUGAAAUUGGGCUACAGCCAUGAGGUUGAACUGGUGGUUCCACCAGCUGUUCGUGCAUUCUGCUUUAAGCCAAACGUUGUUUGUUGCACUGGAAUAGACAAGCAAAGAGUGCACCAAUUUGCUGCCUCUGUUCGCAGUUGUAAGCCUCCUGAAGUUUACAAGGGCAAAGGUAUAAUGUAUAUUGAUGAAAUUAUAAAGAAAAAGCAAGGAAAGAAAUCCAAAUGAUCGCAUGAAUGAAAUUGGAUUGUGUUGGUCGUGGUGGAAGUUUCCCGUCAUCUCUGAAGCUGGAACUGAUUUUCCCUUGCAGCUUUGAACAAUUUUGAAUUAUUUGAUCAUUUUUGCAAGAAAGUUGAGUACCUUUUUUUUUU
Molecule: messenger RNA, 678 nt
Organism: Macadamia integrifolia
Lineage: Eukaryota; Viridiplantae; Streptophyta; Magnoliopsida; Proteales; Proteaceae
Product: 60S ribosomal protein L6, mitochondrial-like
Exons: 2
Coding region: 227-535 (102 amino acids)
Biological process (GO): translation
Cellular component (GO): ribosome
Molecular function (GO): rRNA binding; structural constituent of ribosome
Source: RefSeq, a predicted model, not a curated record